GGAGAAAUCAUGGCGGCAACUGUGACCGUGAAGUCAACAAAAGAGCGGCUCUUAAGUGUUUUGGACGAUUUGGAGGUUUUAUCUCGGGAGCUCAUCGAGAUGUUAGCUCUGUCCCGGAGUCAGAAACUCCCACAGCCCGGUGAAGACACUCAGCAGGUUGGUAAACUUCUCAAAAUGAGGCAGAGAAGGGUCAGGAUCACAUUUGGCAGUGAUGGAAGUUACCGGCUAGCUGCUCAACGUAAGAUCCUGGAACUGCUGGUGCAGCGUGACCGUGAGUUCCAGGACCUGAUGGAGGUGGCCCAGCAGCAGGGCAAGGUGCACCAGGAGAUGCAGCACCUGGAGAAGGAGGUGGAGAAGCGAGACAGCGACAUACAGCAGCUACAGAAACAGCUGAAGGAGGCAGAGCACAUCCUGGCGACAGCCGUUUACCAGGCUAAGGAGAAGCUCAAGUCCAUCGAGCGAGCCAGGAAAGGAAGUAUAUCGUCCGAGGAGCUCAUCAAGUACGCCCACAGGAUCAGCGCCAGUAACGCCGUGUGUGCGCCACUCAACUGGGUCCCAGGUGACCCACGGCGGCCAUACCCCACUGACCUGGAGAUGCGCAGCGGCGUGCUGGGUCACAUGGCCAACCUGCCCACCAACGGCGUCAAUGGACACCUGCCUGGCGACGCCCUCGCUGCCGGGAGGUUGCCAGACGUGUUGACGCCGCACUACCCCUGGCAGUCGUCCGAGCUGUCUGUGGGCAUGCUGCCGCCACACCACGCCAACGACUUCGGCCUGGAGCCCCCUGGACACAACAAGGAGAAUGAGGACGACGUGGAGGCUAUGUCCACUGACUCCUCCAGCAGCAGCAGCGACUCGGACUGAAAGAUGACAGUGUGUGUGUGUGUGUGUGUUUGUGUGAGAGAGAGAGCGCGAGAGCGUGUGUUAUGCUCUUAAUUAUGCCUGUAAAUAAAAUAAU
Phycodurus eques (leafy seadragon) is the source of this 958-nucleotide messenger RNA. It is a transcript of the gene med4, whose product is annotated as mediator complex subunit 4. The record is from RefSeq and is a predicted model, not a curated record. Gene Ontology annotation, molecular function: transcription coregulator activity. Gene Ontology annotation, biological process: regulation of transcription by RNA polymerase II. The coding region runs from base 10 to 864 and encodes 284 amino acids. Gene Ontology annotation, cellular component: core mediator complex; mediator complex. The transcript is spliced from 8 exons. NCBI's taxonomy places the organism in Eukaryota, Metazoa, Chordata, Actinopteri, Syngnathiformes, Syngnathidae.